GAACCAGGAGCUCAGUGUUGGUGACAGGAUGGCAGGCAGGCUGUCGCUCCCAGAGGAGGACCUCACUUGUCCUGUGUGCUGUGAGAUCUUCAGAGACCCGGUGGUCCUCAAGUGCAGCCACAGCUUCUGUGCAUCCUGUCUGCAGAGGUACUGGACCCAAGGUGGACGGAACCGGGACUGUCCUCUGUGCAGAGCUCGGUCUGAGGAUGACCCUGUACCCAGCCUCACUCUGAAGAACCUGUGUGAGUCGGUCCAGGAGACUGAAGGUCUGGAGGAAACUGUAGGGGACCUGUACUGUGAUGCCAGUGACAUGUGUCCUCUUCAUGGGGAGAAGCUCAAGCUCUUCUGUCUGCUCGAUAAGGAGCCCAUCUGUGUGGUUUGCCACACCUCAAAGAAGCACAAACAGCAUGACUGCUGCCCUAUCAGUGAGGCGGCUGGAGAUGCAAAGGACAAAUUGAAGUCCUCCCUCAGCUCUUUACAAGAAAAGCGAGAUGCUUUUGAAAAAAUGAAAAAAACAUGUGAGGAUACUGUGGCACAUAUUCAGUUACAGGUACAAUUUGUGGAGAGGCAGACCCAUGAGGAGUUCCAGAGACUUCACAGCUUCCUCCAAGCUGAGGAGGCAGCCAGGAUGGAGGAGCUGAGAGAGGAGGAGGAGCAGAAGAGUCUAGCAAUGAGGCAGAAGAUCGAAGAAAUGAACAGAAAUAUAACCUCCAUAUCUGAAACCAUUCGAGGCCUUGAGGAGGACAUGGCUUUAGAGGGCAUCUCGGUCCUCAAUAAAUGUAAAACAGCACCUGAAAGAGCUAAUUGCCCAUUUGACGACCCAGUUAUGGCUCCAGGAGCACUCAUCGAUGUGGCCAAGUACGUGGGCUCACUGUCAUUCCAUGUAUGGAAAAGCAUGAAUGACAUCAUCAGAUACACCCCAGUGACUCUGGACCCCAACACUGCAGCCCCGUGGCUCGUCCUGUCAGAUGACCUCACCAGUGUCCGUGACAGCGAUGACAAGCAGCAGCUUCCUGAUAACCCUGAGAGGUUUGACCCUGACACUGGUGUGCUGGGCCACCAGGGCUUUACCUCAGGCAGACAUGCCUGGGAUGUCAGCGUGGGCGAUAAUACAGCAUGGGUUGUUGGCGUUGCAAAAGAAUCUGUUCUGAAGAAAGAGAAGGUGUCUUCAGUGCUGAAAAACGGCUACCUGACUGUGUACUUUUAUCACAAAAUGUACUUUGCAGGCACUUCUCCUUUAACGCGCCUUAGCCUCAAGAGGAACCUGGACAGAAUCAGAGUGCAGCUGGACUGUGACAAGGGCAAGGUGUCUUUCUAUGACCCACAUGACAACACACUCGUCUAUACCUUCAAACAUCCCAUCACUGAGAUGGUUUUCCCUUACUUCUGGGUGGGUUGUCAGAAGUGUCCUUUAAAGGUUGAGCCACUUGAGGUUUCUGUAUGUUCUCAAAGUAUUUAAGUACUUGAGAGGACGUUUUCUAAUGAAUAAUUCUUCACUACUAAAAGAACCUUAUAUGAUUUCCACACAAGGGUAAUACACUCCUGAUUGGAAUUUUAAGACCAGUUCAAAAACUGCAAGAAUUUACAUUUUGCACUGUUGGAUCUUAAGAACAUUCUAAGUAGAGUUUCAAAAUGCAAAAGGAAGAAAUGGGAGUUAGACAAAAAAAAAUGUGAGUAAGCAAUUUAUUAAACACAACAAACUGAAACAGGCUGGUCAUCAGCCAAUCAAAAGUUUCAGACCACAGCCUGUAAAAGUCACAUCUGUGGAAAAAGGUGGAUUCAGUGUCAUUUUCUGUCAGGUAUUCACACUGUCAUGACCUCCUGAUGCCAAAGGCAAAAAAAGCUUUCUCUCUUUGAACGUGGUCGGAUUGUUGAGCUGCAUAAGCAAGGCCUCUCCCAACACGCCAUCGCUGCUGAGGUUGGACACAGUAAUUUUUCAACUGGUCUUACAUUUUUGAUCAGGAGUGUAUAUCAACCUGCACUUUUCUGUUUUGCUUAAAAUGUCCUUCAAACUUUUUAAGGAUUUUCUAUUUAAAACCACUAUGGCUGAUUUAUUUGUACAUUCACCUUAUUUCAACUUAAUUUUUGCACUUCGAAUGUUCCUAACUGUCUGAGCUGUUUGUCAGAGCAAAAUGUGGCUGCAUGGUGAUUGUGCAGUGAAGCCUGGAAAACAAUUAUAUGCAAUUAUACAGAAUAAGGCAGUAAUGUCAUUGAGUGAAGUUUGUAUAUUGAUUCCGCAAUAUAUAAAUAUUACUAAAUCAGCUUUAUGUGUAUGAAUUAUAAAAUGUCAGUGCAUUAAUGAAUUAUCUGCAAAUAUCAAAUUAUUUAUGUAUUUUAAGUGUUGAAAAGAAUAUUAUAAGUUUUGCUGAUUGCUUACACCAGUAUCAUUAGAAACUCAUUAGACUUUUGUAACUUUGGCACCAAAAGUAUGAACACACUUUCUGCUUGACACUUGGUUUGCAGUUCUCUAAAUCACUUCUUACAGUCUCUACACAGCAUUUCUUCCAAUAAUUAUAUCUUUACAAUCAGUGGAAAACAAUUUUUAUAUUAUUUCUGUUUAUUUUUUCAAAUUCAAAUUUCUAUAUGACACACAGGGUAAAUAUUUUCUUUUUUACCUAUUUACCAGGAUGAUGUUGUGAUUCCACCAAAAACUGACCUCUAUAAAUCAUUCACCUCGUCCCUUUCUUACAGUGAUAUUUUUUACACUCUUUUUGCUGUUGCACUUUAAUUAUUUUUCACUAUAUUGUUGCUAUUUUUCCAGAAUUAUUCAGAUGAAAUGGUGCAUCAGUGUCUCUCUUUUUUUUCCUUUUUUUUUUGGGUUGGAAUAUUGCCAUUUUGAUGUGUUUUUUAAGGAUUGUUCAAGUCUGAUUGCAGCCUCAUUGUGACAUGGAAGUGAAGGGUUUAUCUUUUCACCUCUCUCCUCUUUUCUAUCUAAUCUGCCUUAUAUUAGUAUGUGUAAGUCUUUGAAAGUUUGUGAAAAAAACUAAUAAAAUAACAUUUUUA
This is a messenger RNA of Sphaeramia orbicularis (orbiculate cardinalfish), 3003 nucleotides long. RefSeq names its product tripartite motif containing 35-14 (gene trim35-14). The record is from RefSeq and is a predicted model, not a curated record. Gene Ontology annotation, molecular function: zinc ion binding; protein binding; ubiquitin-protein transferase activity. Bases 29 to 1459 code for a protein of 476 amino acids. NCBI's taxonomy places the organism in Eukaryota, Metazoa, Chordata, Actinopteri, Kurtiformes, Apogonidae. Gene Ontology annotation, biological process: protein ubiquitination. The transcript is spliced from 7 exons.